UUUUUUAAAGCCAUAAGGUGAUCAAAGGUGAUCUUCUCUCGGGAUGGUCCCACCGAGAAAAAGUGGGUCUUGCAUUUUUCUCCUUUAAGUGACUCACUUGGCAUACUCUAUAAAGAGUCACCCCCUGCUGCAUAUUGCAUGUUUUUUUCUCUCAGUACCUCAUCUCAUCCUUUCCAGGAGGUGAUGGUCGCUCCCCUCUAUAUCAAAAGUUCUUUCCCCAUUGCUUAGAGCCUAUAUUCUUCAACUUCUGAGAAUGGGCCAGAGGCAUAAUAGACGCCGCACUCGUCGUUCAAGCAAUCACAACACUAUAUCUCAUACUGUUCUCGCUCAACAUCCGACCUUGCCCGUGGCAAUCAAAUCACCUAUUCGGACACCUCAGAACAGCUUUUGCGCCCUUGUGUCUGCCGACAACUCUCCCGACGCAUGCAUUUCACGUGGAUCUCCGGCAGCUACCCUCGCCCCAUCAUGGCAAUAUGGGUAUACAGCCUGGCAGACCCGUGAGCGCUCCUCGCGGCUGGAAUCAGGUUGGCUGGAAGAAGCACAGUGUCGUCUGUUUGGCGGAGAGCCGGGGGACGAUGUGAGCCUCUGUUACCGGAUGCUUGAGUACUUCGGUGGACUCGACUACAUUGACCCAACGAGUGGCCAGGCCCUUGGAGAUUGAAUGUUUAAGGUUCAGACGGGAACUUCAACGUCUGGAACCUUAAACCUGACUGGUUGUUUCGCCUCUCUUUUUUUCAGUCAACGAAAAAGACAAACCCCCAAAACGAUUUUACGAAUUUGCGACGUUGAUGAAUCCGCGUUCGACAAAUAAAACAAAAGAAAAACUCCAUCGAAAAUCAACCGACAACUCGACGCACUGCGUCUUCUGUCGGCCACUGCAAAUGCGCCUACACCAUACUGAAGUGGCAAGAACGCCAGAUCACACGGAUUAUUCCGGGUCCCCGACUUGCAGCAAUGAAGAUGCCUCUCUCACGAGGUAUUGGAUUGGUCCCUCUUUACCCGGCCGUGUGGAUUCUGGUCCACUGAUUAUAUCGCACACAUGAGAAGAUGAGUCAUUGCCAUUUUCUGGCUGAUACCUCGUAUCCAUGCUUUGGCUAGAUUGGUUGAGUUUGCGUCCGACCUCGAAUCGUUGAUGCUUGAACUCCUUUUCUGGGCAGACUGGGGAGGUCUCGGUUAUCUUUGUUAUGAGGGGAGAAUUGUGUGCGAUGGAUUUGUUCUGUCAUACUUCUAAACAGAAAGUAAAUGGUUAAGGCUGGAGCAUGUGAUUUUGAUUGGAUAUUCGAUCAUCACUGUCGCUCUUUUAGAGUGUAUUUAAAAUCAGUAUAUAUGCAGCCUUGAGCUCAUUCACACCAAAAAUUAUGAACAUAUUUUGAAAAAUA
Molecule: messenger RNA, 1379 nt
Organism: Penicillium samsonianum
Lineage: Eukaryota; Fungi; Ascomycota; Eurotiomycetes; Eurotiales; Aspergillaceae
Exons: 2
Coding region: 254-661 (135 amino acids)
Source: RefSeq, a predicted model, not a curated record